AUGAAAUUUUAAAUAGGUUUAACCUUAGUUUUGAUACUAUUCCUUGUUAAUCUAAUAAAAGCAUCAGAUAAAAAUGUUUAAGAUUAUUUAGAUGAGUAGGAAAAAAUACAUAAUUUCCCUAUAAAGCAUUUAGAUUAUAAAUAAAUAGUUGAAACAUUUUAUUAAUUAGAAAAAGAAUACCCACAUUAUAUCAAAGUUUAUGAUGCUCGUUCAGAAUUCAAAAAUGAAACUCUUCCUAAAGUGUAUUGCUCUAAUACCUAAAAUCCUGAAGACUUAUGCAAAUUUAUAUAUGCUGUCAUCACAAAUUACUCUGAUCCUAAGCAUGUUAAUUUUACAUAAUCUUUUUUUUCAGGAAAUUUUCAUGGUGAUGAGGUAGUAGGACCAAACAUAUUGACAUACAUGGCGAAAUAUAUACUUGAAAAACCUGAUCUAAACAUAUUAUCUAAAAGCUAUUUAGUAAUUUUGCCAAUGGGUAAUCCAUAAGGUUACUCUUAAUAUAAAAGAGAAGAAUGUUAAAAUGGAAAUAGAAUUUGUUUUGAUAUGAAUAGAGACUUCCCUUACGACACAAAUGAAAAGUGCUUUUAAACUGCAGGUGCACGUAUUAUUAACUACAUAUGGAAGAAAUAUUUAUUUACUGCUUCUAUCACAUUUCACGGAGGAAUGACAGCUAUUGGAUGGCCAUGGGGCUCUAAUAAUCAUUUGACAAGCGAAAAUAAAGGAUAAAUUUGUCCUGACUAAAAUGCUUUUUACAUCUUAGGAAAAAGAAUGUCAGAAGUUGGAGGAUAGUAUCCUGGCAUACCAAAAUACCGUUAUGAUAUACUAAAUGAUGUUGUUUAUCCAGUGAAUGGAAGUUUUGAAGAUUGGAGUUAUGCUGCAAGUUGGGAGAGAUAUAUUGAUCCAUCAUUUUCUUCUUUUUUUCCUAAAUGUGAAAGAAUUUCUGAUGAGGAAUUAUAAAUUAAUAAUAAUACUGCAAGGUCUUUAACUUACUUAAUAGAAACCACAGAUAAAAAAUAGCCUCCUGAAAGUACAUAUGGAACUUGGCAAUAAAUUUAGAGUAAUGACAAAGGAUAAGGACAUGUAACCAGAAAUAUUAGACUUACUCUUGAUUUUAUAAAUAAUUUAUCACCUUCUUAUGAAGUAGCCACUCAUAAUUCUGGAAAUUAUACAUUUUACGUUAAAUGGGCUGUUGAAGGGUGCCAUUAAGUUUCUAACACUAAAUUCUUGAUUAGGGAAAAUGAUUAAUAAUCUAAUAUAGUCAAAAAUAGUUAUUAUUCUCUUCAAUAGUUAUUGGAUGAUGGCUUUAAAAUAUAUAGUGAAUAUACUGAUUAUCAAGGAAAAUUAAAAGAUAUCACUUCCUUUAAAAGUUAAGUAGUUUAAUUUGAUGAUCCAAAAGACAGAUUAAUUGACAUAGCAAUAUUCUCUGAGUGUGAUUCAUUCUUAACUGAAAAGGUUAGUUCUGCCGAACCAAUAAUUGAACCUUAGUCUCACUUUGUUAGAAGUAGAUCAAAUGCUAGCUAUCUUGCAGAAAAUAAUGGCUUUUUUAUUAAUAGUAAUAAAUAUAUUAUUAAAAGUUUAGGACCCUUUGAAGUUAAUAAUAACAUUUACACUGACUCUUCUGAUCUAAAAAAUCAGCCCUCAAAAUAGAAGAGUGACUAUGAUUAUUUGAUAGCUAUAUUCUCAAUUGUUACUGUUGGAGCUUUGAUAUCAUACUGCAUAUAUAAGAAGUUUGAUGGUUUUGGAGCAAACAAUGUGAACUUUUAAGAACUUCAUGACGAUGAUCAUUAACUUUAAUAACUACCCAACUCAUAAUAAUAAUAGAAUCAAAAUUAAUUGAAAAGAGUUAAUAAUAAAGAGGGUGGAGUGAAAAAAUACGAGCUUACACAUGAAGAUGACGGAUUAUGA
Messenger RNA from Tetrahymena thermophila SB210, 1902 nucleotides. RefSeq names its product zinc carboxypeptidase. Gene Ontology annotation, molecular function: metallocarboxypeptidase activity; zinc ion binding. Gene Ontology annotation, biological process: proteolysis. Lineage: Eukaryota; Ciliophora; Oligohymenophorea; Hymenostomatida; Tetrahymenidae. The transcript has 4 exons. The record is from RefSeq and is a predicted model, not a curated record.